CGUGGGGAGCUUACGUCAGUUUCUACAACCUGAACACGGGUGAAAACUACGUUGAGAAAUUUGAAAAUGCUGGAAAAAGUGACGGGGUUUCAUGUCUGGCAGGGCAUCCGGUAUACAGUGAACAAGAGUGAACGCAGCAUGCAUUCUUCUCCUUCUAUUCGCAAAGGCUAUCAAUUUUCCUAUUCAACAGGUGGUCUCAAUGUUCGCGAUAGCAGAGAGACAUCCGAAUCCCAGAGUUUUGAUCUUCGCAUACCCGAAUCUAGACAAAGUUUCCACCUGCAGCGACGGCGCUCCGAACGGGUUUCUGUCGAGUGCAUUUUCAGGCACGGAAUACCUCGUCACUCUCUCGUCCUUUCCUCAGUUCGAUAUCAUCCUCUGGCAGUGGAGAACUGGCGAAAAGAUGGCCGUGAGGAGCACGAGUGUCUCAGACCCAAAGCAGCUCAUCAAAUGCUCGUCGAUGGCGCCCUACACUAUAGUCCAACUUGGCUCAACGUCGGGGCGAUUGGUGGUCCACGAGAUCAGCGUCUGUUCAAGAAUAGCGUCGCUUCUACCAACGGAGAUCAAACAGGUCGACGAGAGGAUUGUCUCUGUCAGCUGGACAUUGGACGGAAAUUUGCUGGUCAGCGACACGUUGGGAAGCGUUUGGCUGAUGACGAGCGAUGGAAGGAGACGCAAUAUGAUCAUCCGAAGCGAUUUGACGCCGGCGCACGUUGCCGGUCGGAAAACACCGAUGGUUGUGGCAGUUCAAGGAGGGAUUCUCGUGGUCAACGCGAACUCCCGAAUACGGUUUUACAGAAGAUCAUCAUCAGAACACCGGCAAAGCGACGUGGUUUGGGAGUCGCGAUGGGAACUCAGGGCUCCUUCACAUCCCACCAAGGCGACAGUACACUGGCAAAGGAAUAGCGUUAUCUUCUAUGGCGAGCGCGGUGACUUUUGGGAAAUACCACUCGAUGAUUACAGCAAAGCUCCGGUCCUCGACCUGAAGUACAGCCAUGGAUCCGGCUACCUGGUUAUCGCAUGGGCUUACCCUGGAGCCCAGAUGAUCACGUCGUUUGACAAAUUCGGGCAGUUGAAUGCCUUCGAGCCAGCGACUGGUAUUUGCACGGGAAAACUUUCUCUGAAAGACGAGGGUCAAGUUCUAUGCGUCGUGUCCCACCCUGACAUACCGAUUAUCGCGAUGACCACCGAUGCUGGAAAGUGCUUGCUGAUCAGCUUGUACAGGGUGGCCGACCCUGUCCUGCUCACGUCGUUUCACCUGCACGAACAGCCCCUGGACAACGUUAAAUUCUCGUACUGUGGCGGACUGCUGGGAGUCGCGAGUUCGAGAAGCGGGGAUUUUUUUCUCAUCAAAGGAGAGCCAGGGUCUCAGAUGUACGUGCAAAGCUAUCUGGAGACGCGAAAACAGGCGGUAGAUUUUCUGCUCUACGAAGACGCGGACGGAGGCGCCAGGCUUCUGGUACUUGUGGUAACGAGUACCGCUGCGACAGUCGGUGAUAUGAUCAUCGUGUACACCCGUAAACCUGGAGAGAAUCUUUUUGCGGAAGAAAAAUACGCGGUUGAGCUACUGAACGCAUUUAAAUCGCUAAAUUACGGUCCGAGACAUUCCAGCGACGUCAUCGGGGCUCCUUAUCUAUCCAGGCAACUACACAGGCUGGAGAUCCAGAGCGACUUCAAAGGUAUUCGUCUCAUCCAGGCUCUGCCUUCCGGCCAUCAACUACGAAAUCCUUGGGUUUACACAGACCGUCAUCACGUGGUGACGGCCGGUUAUGACGGCCUGGUUAUCGUCAGAGAUGGAGUUAACCUCGAGAAGGUAAUCGCGAUGUUCGCACCGCAUCAUCGCCAAGAAGGUGGAACGAGAAUGGCCAUAGCUUCACCCUGCGGCUCAAUGAUCCUAUCUCUCGGCCGAAACGGAACUUUGGUGGUUACCGAACUAAGCUAUCGUGAACCAAAUGCCAGAGUGCUGAAUAAAGCAAAUGUCAAGCUGGAUUCCUCGGAGAUCCAACGCAUGUUCUCCAAGCCGACGUGGGGAUUCGUACCGGAGGAUAUCGAGGACGAAGGUAAAAGCUGGGUCGCAUGCCAGGAGGCGAUCAAGGACCGGACGGAAAAACGACUGUCGAUUGCGGCCAGGAACGCCAUCAUGAAUGACUUCGAGAAAUUGAAAGCCCAGGUAAAGGCUCUGCUGGACGCGAACGAGAAAGCAGAUCCCAAGGAACAGUUACCCGUACUGGAGUUCGAUCUGGACAAGAAAGGCAGAGAGCUUAAGAUUCAGAAUGCUGCUAAGGAUCGCGAAGAACUGGAGGUUUGGACGGAGAAACAGAUACUUGAGGAGGAGAGGGUGGUUUCUUUCGUACUGAAAACAUGCUGGAAGCCUAUGAUGGUACAAGCCCGGUCUAUUCGUGCCAUAUUUGGCGAUACGUGCGUCGACAAUUACCCACUGGCGUUGAAGAACGGGGACCAAGAGAAAGAGCACAAGUGGGCCCACUACGCGAAGACACUCUCCCUCGAGAUAUCUAACCUUGACCCUCCAUCCGGAUCUGCACAAAGAGAAAAAACUGUCUCAGUGUUUGAGCUAAGCAAUGAAGUCGGUGAUGAUGCAGAAAACGAGGUACAGCGCGUUCGGAGAACGGAAGCCCUCGCGAUGACGGGGACCACCACACAUCGAUGGGUAGCACGCGAUCCCAUCCAUUUCAAUCAGCUCCAGACGUACAACUACAUCCAGGGAGCGAUGGAGUGCGUUUUUAUACGAGAAGAGAUUGACAAGCUGAAAAUUCACUUCAACAAACUAUUCGACGAAAUGAUGUCCACAAAGGAGCAACAGAUGACUGAAAUCGCUCAAAGGAUAUCAAAACUGAGACACGUCGCCAACGAACUUUUAACUAUGUUCAGACUGAACUGUAAAGCUGAAAUUAUGCCGGACCCCGUCUGGGACCAAACGGAGAAACCGGAGACCAUAAUUGUUGUCACUGACGAAGAGAUCUCAGUCAGACCGUACAUGACACCAGAAGAAAAGAAAAUCCAGGAGACGGAGCGUUUGCAGGAAGAAGAACGCCAGCUGGAACUGAUGGCGGAUGACUUUCGUGAAAAGACUCUUAUGGAGACUAUGGACGGACUUUUGGAAGUCAAGUGGGAAGAUGACGUCAAGAAGGACGUGCCGAAACCUUUGUGCUUGAUCGAGAAGGAUCCUGCCCAUUAUACCGAGGAGGAGGUCAAAGAGAUAAUGGCCUACGAGGACAAGGUUCAGAAGCUCAAUAUCGAACGUGACCGGUAUAGAGAAUUACUUGAAGAGGAGUUUCGUCAGACUACGAGCAGCAUUGAAGAGAGCAUUAAAGUGUUCAACGAAAAGCUGGACGCCUUCUCGGUCGAGAAGGUAAAGCUGGAAUCCGCGAUUCUUCAGGAAACCUUGCGACUACUUCGUUCCAAAUGGAGAGACCUCGAGAAGACGCGUCGAAUGGAGAAGAUACUGGAUCUAAAAGACAACGAACUUAUACCAGCGACGAGAUACAGUCAGGAAUUAAUGGACGAGUUGGCAACGCUGGAGGUGGCAGUAGCGGACCUGAGGAACCGAUACGAGGCACUAUGUAAGCGAGAAAAGACUAUGGACGAUAAGUUUCGGGGUGAAUUCGUCGACCUGAAGCCCCCGAUUGUCGAGCACUUGGCAAGACACUACAAAAAACGUCCGAAAGCGGGAAAGACCUGCACGUGUACGUCGAUUACCUUCCUCACAGAAAUUGGCAGAUGUGUCAUCACCGGAGACUCGCCCGAGGUCUUGCCUCCCGAAAGCAUCGAGUUUUUGAAGGGUCUGCACCGCCUUGACAUCAUGCCAAGCAACCUGCCACCCCAAAUUGACGGGAACCAUUGGAGUUACCUUUGCAAGUUGAGAAGGACCAAAAUCGAAACAGAGAUACGGGUGAAAUGCUGUGCAGUGGAACUUGCCGAGGCUGAGCAAACCGUCGCUUUGUAUCAGAGAAUGAUCGUUACCAAUCAAAAUCGCAUUGUUCAGCUGAAGGAGGCCUUGAAGGAACAUCGUGUAUCUAGGCAAAGGUUUGUCGAAGACAUGGAGGUUCAGCUGGUGUUAAAGAUGGGACAGGUCGAGGUCCCCGUUCUCCUUGGCAAAGUCAGCGACUUCGCCGAGGCGGUUUUAGUACCUGCGGAAGAGGUGAACGCCGUAAACGUCGCCAUAAUCAAAGAAGGACGGCUGAAACUUUCCGCUAUGAAAAGAACGAUGAGUUUUCGCAGAAUAAUUGUUUGCAAGGAGUGGCGACACGCUUACAUGUGUAAAUCAUUGGAGGAUCUCAAGGCAGAGGUCAAAGUCCUCGAGGACGUGAAGGUAACUAAGGAGAUACAAGAGUACACGCGAAAGUACGCUACUAACGCCUUGAAGGAUAAGGACGUGAAAAUAACAUUCGAGAGAGACAUCGAAUCGUUGAAUCAAUGGUAUAGGAGGAUGGUCGAGGCUGAAAGGAACAAUCUAGAGAAGAUAAGGACGACGAUAAAGUAUCGGAGAAGAGAAAACGUGCGGCUGGACGCGAUGAUAGAAAGGAUAAGCCUGGCAAACGCUCGUGAUUCUGCGCAUGUUAAGAAAGAAGCGAUGGACAAAGAGAAUAAAUUCACAAAGGAUAGAAUGGAGGCUAUCAUGAAGAGGACUAGAUUGGUUAAGGACGUGCAAGAUAGCUACAACGAGCUCCUCGUCUUGCAAUCCGAAUUAGAACUCCUUAGGCUCAAGACCUAUCCUACGUUGAGAUUCAAGUCUGAAGGUCGGAAAGAACUCGCGACAAGUACGACUAGAUCUGCUCGUAUGAAUAGAUAAAUGGAUAAAUGAAUCGCCUUGGCCUUUGAUAACCCCGCGUCGUGGAUAUAAGUUCAACAAUCUUUAUCGAUAUUCAAGCCUUUUUUCACGUAUGAAUCGUUUCCUCGCCUUGAUCACGAAAAAAUCACUGUAUAAUGUAAAUAUUAUUUCUAAGAGCGAAAAAGGAGAGUGCUAAAAUCAUUGAACAAGGAAAUUAAUUAACACGGUCUGUAUUUGUGCAUAUUUUGAUACAUCGCGAAACUCAGCACCGGCCAACUUACAUCCCGAAAACUGCAGUAAUCUCAAAAGGCACGUUUCGUAUCAACAAGCUAAUUCGAUAUGCACGCAUGUCUUCAGCCAAUCGAUACUUCUUUUUAAAUUAACGCCAAACACUGAAAUAGCUUUCCUUUAUUUCGUCAUAGAUCUGCUCAAACCUCGAGGUUGAUAUUUCACCAAAGACAGCGGAUUGCAGCUGACUGCAAUACUCGGCUUUUGCUUCCUGACCUUUCCCGACGUCUAAAAACAGUAAUACCAAAGCUCAGUUUCCUCGUUAAAUCGUGUCCUUUCCAAUCGAAACGAAAGUGAUUUCUUCUCUCCAGAUGGCGGUUAAUUGUAAAUUCUCAAUUAACGACCAUCGGGUGAAAAUGUAGUCGGUCAUCGUCAUUGAGCGGUAGUGUCAAAGCAUGUAAAAUACAUCGUUAAAGAUAAGGGAAAAAAAAUGACAAGUCGUGUGCAAAUUUACUCCUACUACUUUAAAUCGGAUGGGCCCGCAAGUAUCUUCGAGAAAUUCCGUCCCGUCCGCACAGGCUGUCUCGUUCCAUCUCUCUUUUUCCGGUUAAUUAAAAUAUCUGCCUGGCAACCGAGUCUGAUGGAAUAAUCUCGCUGUUUAAAACAGGUUCGCGCAGUUGGGAAUAAGCUCCGAAUGCAUUAACAAGCACUGCGUACAAGUAUGUGUCACGGGUGUGAAGCAGUAUUUUUUAUUUCUUUCUUUCUUUAUUAUUUUGCUGCAAAUAACAGAUCAGAGCUGGGGAAAUCCCGCGUUAAGUCGGAAGUUAUCACCAAACGUAAUAUGGAUGUUUUAUUUUGUUUUGAUUUCCUAUCGACUAUACAUAUAAAAGCAAAUUAAUAUACCGUACGGGCAUGGUCGAAGGAUGAAUCAAGUAAGAGAUCGUUUUUCCUUUUUCUGCUCUCCAUCCGACCGAUCGGUAUCUGUAAUUCAAACAGACGUGCGACCGGGUUUCAACAGCACAAAAACACUCACACCUUUAUUUUCGCAGCAUCAUUUGUGCGCAGUUUGCGCAUUGAGGUAAAAUCGGGGACGACGGCGUGUCGAACUUGAAUUGCACGCUCAGUCACGGGCAGAAUAGUGAAUGCUAAUUGGGUUGGGUUCCUCUGCCUGAAUUCAGGCCCAUCUAUCAAUGUCGAAUUACAAUAUCCGUCGAUGCAACAAGGCGUAAAAUGGGAAAAAAACCACGAACACAGCCUCGAGAAAAGACGGCUGAUUCGUAAAGAAAUCGAUUCACUUGUGCAAGCAGAAAUCCUCGGCCGCGUCUUGGAAACUCUGCUAUAUCGCGGUGGGAAUAAAAAUGACCGCAACAUUUCCCAACUGGAAAACUUUGUCGCGUAUAACGAACAUCCUCCGUCUGCGUCGAAGCGCAGAAUUGCAAAGGCAAGGUGAAAGAAAUUGAAAACUGGCGUUUAAUAAAUAGAACUGCGGAGAACGCACCGAGGUCAAAAAUCAAUAUAAAACUUAUGCAAUUCAUUACGCUCGGGAUUUCUCCGUUCGCUUAUCUCUUGGUUGAAAAAAUCUGCAAAUAACUUUCUUACGGUAAACAGAAUAGUUGCAGUAUAUCUAUAAUCACACUGUUUUUUUUUUCGUAGCGAAAGAACGAGGUGAUAAGAGCUGGAUGUAAGAUAAGGUCACAAAUUAGUAGAUGGAUAAAAUUCAAUACAUACCAAAUUUACAAAUCAGCUAUAUAAUCGAGUAACCGAUUGACCUGGAGACCAGAAACUUUGCAAAUUAUACCCAAAGUGCGCAUUCGUGUGUACAAAAGCGCGUCAGGAAUGAUGGACGAAUCGAAAUUUUGGUCCCGAAUCAUUUGGCGAGGAUUAAUGAAAAUGCCUGUGUGUAUUGGUUCAAUUGGUAAAGCGUCCAGAGGAUUGCCUCUUCCUGCCUCGUGUAUUCAAAUAAUAUUAUACCCACAUAUGCGUCUGUUAUACUGCAGGAGCGUUAGGAACGUCGAUUUAUUAUCCAAUACACAUCGCGCUAUGUGCGUAUACUGUGUAUGUACAUACAUAGGCAUGAGCGAAGUUGAUUAUUCGAGUUCGACUGUUGUGUAACAAUCGUAUUGAAAUAAGAAAAU
Neodiprion fabricii is the source of this 7149-nucleotide messenger RNA. RefSeq names its product cilia- and flagella-associated protein 43-like. The transcript is spliced from 15 exons. Gene Ontology annotation, biological process: cilium assembly. Bases 200 to 4807 code for a protein of 1535 amino acids. The record is from RefSeq and is a predicted model, not a curated record. Gene Ontology annotation, cellular component: axoneme. Lineage: Eukaryota; Metazoa; Arthropoda; Insecta; Hymenoptera; Diprionidae. Gene Ontology annotation, molecular function: protein binding.